CUAACAAUCCUCGACCCCUUCCGUCCAGACUGGGACAGUUCGUGGCGCGAAGACCCAUCUUUCCCGCCGUUCAAGGAACAGGUCUCGUGGGAGAUGGAGCAGCGAGAACGGGCUGAUAUUGUGCUGUUUCACUUUGAUCCUGCGAGUAUGGCGCCGAUUAGUUUGUUGGAGUUGGGGCUGUGUAUGCGGGAGCCUGGCAAGGUGGUGGUUGUUUGUCCGAGGGAGUAUUGGAAGAGUGGGAAUGUCAGGUGGGUUUGUGAGAGGUUUGGGGUGCAGGUGGUGGAGGGUUGGAGGAGGGGCGGGUGUUGUGGGGGUUGGUUUGGGGUUUGGUUGAGGGGGUGA
Molecule: messenger RNA, 342 nt
Organism: Aspergillus eucalypticola CBS 122712
Lineage: Eukaryota; Fungi; Ascomycota; Eurotiomycetes; Eurotiales; Aspergillaceae
Product: nucleoside 2-deoxyribosyltransferase domain-containing protein
Exons: 1
Source: RefSeq, a predicted model, not a curated record